AUGGCUGGUCAAGAUUUCAGGUCCACCGAGGAGAUCGCAAAUGAGAUGUCCAUUCGCGAUCCCGAGGUCAAGAAGCUGGAAGAGGAAGUCGCUCGCUUGAAGCAGAUCACCAAGAAGCAGGAGCUCGACAAGUUCUACCAUGCCAUGUACGACUGCGACAGCGGUUCCGAGCUGCAGGGGAUGACGAAGCAGUAUGAGGAUCUGCUUGCUGCUGUUCGGAUCCUCGCACUUGGUGAUGAGGAGUUGAAGACGAAGCUCAAGGAUUUGGGUGUUGAUCUUCGUGAGGAGGGCACCGAGAUGCGCAGAACUGACAGCAAAUGGGCUAAUCGGAUUUGA
Molecule: messenger RNA, 336 nt
Organism: Cadophora gregata
Lineage: Eukaryota; Fungi; Ascomycota; Leotiomycetes; Helotiales; Ploettnerulaceae
Exons: 2
Coding region: 1-336 (111 amino acids)
Source: RefSeq, a predicted model, not a curated record